Caenorhabditis elegans is the source of this 859-nucleotide messenger RNA. It is a transcript of the gene Y62E10A.20, whose product is annotated as Tim44-like domain-containing protein. The record is from RefSeq and is marked reviewed. The transcript is spliced from 6 exons. NCBI's taxonomy places the organism in Eukaryota, Metazoa, Nematoda, Chromadorea, Rhabditida, Rhabditidae. Bases 4 to 666 code for a protein of 220 amino acids.
AAAAUGCUCAAAUGCUCACACGCCAUUAGGAGAAUAUCACCGCGAAAUCUUUGCACGGCGAGUACCUCCGCGGAAAUCGCCAAUGCUGUUCCAUUAAUUUCCAACAAUCGUUCAUAUGUGUUUGAUACUCCACAAGUAUCAGUUCCAACGUUUGAGUUGAGUCGUCGAGUUGGAAAUCUCUUCGCGCAGUCCUUCUACACAUUAUGUUACGAGAAAAGCUUCACUGUUGAGAGCUUGGUGCACGGAGCCAAUAAAGGCAUUCACAGUCUUUCUCAUUUUCUAGCUGAUGAAAAAUGGGAUCAAAUGGAGAAUUUGGCGGUGAAAGAUGCUGUUGAGAAUAUGCGAGAAGCCAGAAAAGGGCUUUCGAAGCAAUUAGAAAAUGCUCUUCGUUUCUCUCCAGACGACAUUUUGCUCUCAUUUCUCCAUUCGACUGUCAUCUCCGGUCGGGAUGUUCUCAAGUUGAGCAGCAGCCGAAAUAUCGGAAUUUAUUUCACCGUCGUCUCUUUCGUUCGAUUGUCAGAGAAAGUUCCGGAGAACGCAAGUAUUGGAGAGCUCAGCGGAAAGUACAAGAGUGAUGUGCUCGUUUGCAAUGCAACAUUUUCCCGCGUUCUUAAUCCUCUGGGAGUGUGGAAAGUGACGAACGCCAACUUUUUCCUGCAAAACUAGUUGGAAUUGCAAAUGUAGAAGAAAAAACUAAAAAGCUCAAUCGUUAGGAAUAUUUAUGGACAACGAUGAUGGAUUUGACUAUUUGUUCAAAAUUGUGCUUGUCGGCGAUAUGGGAGUCGGAAAGACAUGUGUAGUUCAACGCUUCAGAAAUGGAACAUUUGUUGAUCGUCAGGGAACCACUAUCGGCGUCGAU